AUGGUAAAGAUAAAUCUGCAGUACGCCUCUGCCCACGUCGCCAUCAAGCAGGACGCUGCCGCCGAGCGUCACCAGCCACCACCUCCUUCUGGGCGGGUUGCGACGCCCAAUCGCGAGGUCUACGACCAUUCCCACAAAAUCGAGGUUGAGGCCCGAUCCCUUGAUAGGCUUGCCACCGAUCUCAAUCACACCCGGGUCGCAAUAGAUGAGCUUCGAUCUGAGCGCAAUGGCCGGAUGGAAAAUUUAAUGGGGAUCCAACUGGGAAGGGAGGCAAUCGAGCUCGUGCGUGAGAUGCAUGCAACCAAUUUUCAGAUCGGUCGAGCUAUGGAGAAGCACAUGGUGGCGAUGACUAGGGAAGCCGAGAAGCUUUGUUAUGAGCUUGCGAAUGCAGAGAGGAGGGCCAUGGCCAUGGUCGCGAUUUUAGGUCUUAAUCGGGUUUUGGAUUCGAUUUGUAGAUACUGA
Messenger RNA from Striga asiatica, 462 nucleotides. Lineage: Eukaryota; Viridiplantae; Streptophyta; Magnoliopsida; Lamiales; Orobanchaceae. The record is from the annotation of a GenBank genome assembly.